This is a messenger RNA of Penaeus vannamei (Pacific white shrimp), 1948 nucleotides long. The record is from RefSeq and is a predicted model, not a curated record. Lineage: Eukaryota; Metazoa; Arthropoda; Malacostraca; Decapoda; Penaeidae.
AAACAAGGCACAGGUCAGAUGUACUACACUCCGACACACACACCUAUUACACCAGCAUUACGGACCCAUUCCUCAGUUACAAAGAUGAACCAGAGACCUCAUGCCUUCUACACCAAGACUAUAUACAAGACUGAACAUUGUCAGCCAUGUGGCAAAAGAAUCAAGUUUGGUAAGAUUGCCCUUAAGUGUCGAGACUGCCGUGCUACCUGUCAUCCUGAGUGUCGUGAAUCUGUGCCGCUCCCUUGUGUUCCUACAGCCAACACUCCAACUACAAAGGGGCAAUUGGGAACCAUUGCUGACUAUACAUCUCGUGUACCCCCAAUGGUUCCAGCCUUGGUGGUUCAUUGUACCAAUGAGGUAGAAAACCGUGGUCUGAGUGAAGUUGGAAUUUAUCGUGUACCAGGAGCAGAAAAGGAUGUGAAAGAACUGAAGGAUCAGUUCCUGCGAGGCAAAGGCAUGCCUAACCUGUCCCAGCUUGAUGUCCAUGUUGUUUGUGGUGCUCUUAAGGAUUUCAUGCGGUCACUAAAGGAACCACUUGUCACCCACCUCCUCUGGCGAGACUUUACAAGUGCCGCAGAAAAGUCGGAGUCCCAAGAUUUCCUUGCAGCUCUCUACCAGGCAAUCUCAGAAUUACCACAGCCUAACAGGGAUACUUUGGCCUGGAUCAUAACUCAUCUUCAAAGGGUAGCUGAAUGUCCUGAAUGCAAAAUGCCAGCCAGCAACCUCGCUAAGGUAUUUGGGCCAACACUUGUAGGAUACUCUGUGCCAGAACCUGAUCCAGCCACUAUGCUGACUGAAACUCGCCAGCAACAACUGGUGAUGGAAAAGUUGCUUGAAAUCUCCACAGACUACUGGAACACUUUCAUUAAUGUUACUGAUGAAAAUGUGUACCAGGGAGUUCAGCAGCUUCCUACACCAGAAGGUGGCACUCUCCUUGGAGGAUUCCCAUCCUCCAACACGCGUCGACGCUCUAUACUUGCUCGUACUCCACUGACUGCCAGGGACACUCCAAAGAACCGCUAUGUCUUCCGGAAGUGAGGUUGCUGAAAUAGGAAUAUCUGGUUUGUUUGAUACAAAUCAAGAUGGACAUAAUAUUAUUUUGUAAAAUUGUAUUACUAGGGCAAUAUGUGCCAAAAGAAAUUGUAUACUUUAACCAUGCUUCUAGUUUAGUUUGUCUUUUGUGUAUAUGUUUCAUUUACUUCAUAUUUGUACACGUGUAAUUGUGUGUGUGUGUGUGUGCGCGCGUAUGAGUCUGUGUGUGUAUGUUCAAGUUUACAUUGUUUUGUCUGAGCAUGCACUUUUGUAAUUGUACAAAAUGAAUGAUGAUUAGAUGCUGAUAUUGUCGUGUGAAGUGGAGAAAUUGAAACUGUGGUAUUAGGACUUGAGCCAUUCCUUUGAAUCAGAAUUGAGCCUAUUAUGAUGUCAUACAAGUUUAUACCAACCACUAAGAGAAAUUUAUCUACUGAUAUUCUAAUUUUAAGAUUCUUCCAAUUAAGUAUUUUCAUAAUAACUUUUACUUUUUGAUGUAUCACUUGUCACAGUUGUACAGACUUUGUUAAUAACCUGUCUUUUUAACCUUAUUACAUCUGGUAUGAACGCAAUAUAUAGUUUUCAAUUAUUGCUAUUAGUCAUAAGACUAAAAACAUUGAAUAUAUACUACAUUUAUUCAUGUAAAUAAUGGACCAGGUCAUAGCCAGACAAAUUCUCUUCAACAGAAAUGCUUUAUUGUGAAGUUGAUUAGAGUCAUUAGUGUUAUUUUUUGUUUGUUUACUAUUUUUCAUCUAUCUACACCAAAGGAGCAUUGUGUGAUAUUCAUGUUUCUUUUAUCUUAUAAAUGUGCAUUGGUGAUACAUUUCACAUUAUGCACAAGUUCCCAGAUAAUCUAUUCACAUUUUUUGUAUUUUUAGGAAACUUCUCUUCUGAAGAAUAUUAUAUAUAUUGUUGGAAA